Messenger RNA from Fraxinus pennsylvanica, 1185 nucleotides. The record is from the annotation of a GenBank genome assembly. Lineage: Eukaryota; Viridiplantae; Streptophyta; Magnoliopsida; Lamiales; Oleaceae.
AUGGUGGAUGUUACGGACAAUGUGCAAGGUGGUGAGAAAGCAAUUGUUUUUAAUAUGGUUGAUGUUGUGGAUGGAGCACAGGACAGGGAUGGCCAGAAAACUAGUUCUCCUAAAAGAGACCUUGUAGGAAAUAAAGAGGAUAACUUUGAGCCACAUGAUAGUGUUGAAUUUGAAUCACAUGAGGCAGCAUAUUCGUUUUAUCAAGAGUACGCUAAGUCAAUGGGGUUCACCACCUCGAUAAAAAACAGUCGUCGCUCAAAGAAAACCAAAGAAUUCAUUGACGCUAAAUUUGCAUGUUCAAGAUAUGGAGUCACACCAGAAUCAGAUAGCACUAGUAGUAGACGACCAAGUGUGAGAAAGACGGAUUGUAAAGCCAGCAUGCAUGUGAAGAGAAAUCGAGGUGGAAAUUGGUAUAUCCAUGAAUUUAUAAAGGAGCACAAUCAUGAGCUAUUACCUGCCUUAGCAUAUCAUUUCCGAAUUCAUAAGAAUGUUAAAUUAGCUGAAAAGAAUAAUAUCGACAUUUUGCACGCAGUUAGUGAACGGACAAGAAAGAUGUAUGUUGAGAUGUAUAAACAAUCUGGUGGACUUCAAAAUCUAGGCCUCAUAAAGAAUGAAUUUGAUCAUCAAUUUGAUAGAGGUUCGAUAUCCGAGGAGGGUUACAAUAUAGCUUAUCGUGCAUUAGGUGAAGCUCUGAAGAACUGUGUGAAUGUUAACAGAAGUGCUGCUGAUUAUAGCAGCAAUGCUAUUGCUCUUCGUUGUGCUGAAGAAGAGAAUCAGAUAGUCCAGGUUACCAAAACAAAUAAGAAGAGUACAAACAAGAAAAGAAAGUUACAAUCAGAGCCAGGAGCUGUAUUCGUUGAGGCUCAAGGCACCUUACAACAAAUGGAGAAUUUUAACUCAGAUGGAAAUACCUUAAAUAGCUACUAUGGGUCCCAGCAGAGUAUGCAUGGGCUGUUAAAUCUGAUGGAGCCACCCCAUGAUGCUUACUAUGUAAGUCAACAGAAUAUGCAGGGACUGGGACAGUUAAACUCAGUUGCGUCGAGCCAUGAAGGUUUUUUUGAGUCUCAACAAAGCAUGACUGGACUGGGACAUCUGGAUUUUAGGCCACCAAGUUUCAGCUACGGUCUGCAGGAUGAGCCUAAUGUGAGAUCAACUCAGUUGCAUGGUACUGCUAGGCAUGUAUGA